CGUAAAAAGGUAAACUUCCGGAAACAACAGACAUGUGCCAUUGACCUAAUUUUUGAAGGGCUGUUAAAACGUAGAAAUUAUAGCCUCAGUAAACUAAAACCCAACAAAAAAUGGCAACAUACUGGAAGUCACAACCAAAGAAAUACUGCAAAUUUUGUAACUGUUGGAUAACAGAUAAUAAACCUAGUGUUGAUUUUCAUGAAAGAGGCAAAAAUCAUCAGGAAAAUGUCAAAAGAAAGAUUAAUGAGGUUAAAAAGAAAAGUACUGAACAAGCUAAAGAGAGGGAAGAAUUGGAAGAUGACAUGAAAAAGAUGGAAAAGGCAGCCAUGGAAGCGUUCAAGAAAGAUUUGAAGGAUAAUCCUGAACUUGCUGCAAAAUAUGGUGUAAAAAUUAGAACUGAUGCUGAAAAGCUAGCUGACAAAGAAGCAAAACGUAAAGAGAGAGAGGCAAAAUUGAAAAAGCAGGAAGAAGAAAGAGAGGCAGUAUUAAAAGCAGAGGAGGAAUUGAUGACAAAACUAGCCACAUGCAAAUGGUUUGAAGCUAAAUCACCUGAAGGUUACUCAUAUUACUGGAAUGUAGAAACUAAUGAAACAAUUUGGGUAGCACCGGAGGAAUUUGUCAGUUUAGCAGAAGUAAGAGCCCAGGAAGAGAAAGCAAAAGAAGAAGCAGAAAAACAAAAAGCUUUUGAAGAGCAAAAUCUAGAAGAAGAUGAAAGUGAGCCUGGAGUUUCAGUGGGACCAAUGCCUAGAGUACCCCAGUCAGCUUAUGGUAGAUGGCAAACAAUUGCUCACCAGGAAGAAGAGGAAGAGUCUGCGUCAGAAUUCUAUGGACUUCCAACAGAAGCUCCUCCCCCACCAAUACCAACAGAAGCCCCGCCCCCACCACUACCGACAGAACCAGAGAUUAUUCCACUACCUCCGUCAGAACCUCUGCCAAUAGAACACAUACCAUUACCACCUCCACCAGAGGAAAUACAACCUCCACCAGAGGAGAUACAACUCCCUCCACCAGAGGAGGUAAAACUUCCUCCACCUCAGGAGGAAAAGAAAACACAGGAAAAACGAUCUAAAUUUAAGGAGAAAACUGUGACAUCUCUUGGUAAAGACACUAAUGUGACAUUUAAGAAAAGAAAAUUAACCUCUGGAGCAAGAAAUGUACGACGGAGGGAUGAUGAUUGAUUGUAUUUGAAAUCUAUUAGGAUAUUUAAUAUGACUGAGCUACCCAUUAUCAGGAACAUUUCUUGAUAUAAGGAAUUAUUAUUUGAAAUAUCAAAACAAAAGUUGAAUAGUAUAGCACCAUCUUAUCAUUGUGAUGCAGAGAAGGCAAAUUAAAAUUGCCACUUGGGGAGGUGUGAAACAUGUUGUACAGGUUAAAAUGUCUGCAGGUUUCUAUAAUUACUUCUAUGCAUGGUUAUUAUUAAUUGCUAUAUUUGGGUACCAUAAAUGUAACCAGUGGCGGAUCCAGAACUUUUCAUAAGGGGGUCCACUGACUGCCUGCUCCAGUCAUGCUUUAGUGAUUCCCUAUAUAAUCAACAAUUUUUUCCCACGAAAAGGGGGGGGCAGGGCCCCCUGGAUCGGCCAAUGGUAACAUAUAUUGUAAACAUUGUUUUGGAAUAUUUAUUAUGGCACUGUGUUUGCUGAUUUUAAAAGUGUGUAAUCAAAACCAUACAUUUUAAUACACAAUGAUAUGAUAUUAAUUAAAUCUGUAUUAAUCUGAGUUAUCAAGGCUAAUUGAAUGACAAGACCUUGAGAGAGUUCCACAUUUCAUAUUGGGUAAUUUGAUAUAUAGGGAAGUUAAUAGGGUGUUAUCAGGUAACUACCACAACUUUCGAAGUUACACAUUAAUAAAGGGAAUUAGAUAGUUUUUCAAUAAAUAAGAAAACAAGUAUACCUAAAGAACUCAACAGUACUCUUUCAGUACAAUAGAACUGUUCAGAUAAAGGAAUUGUUUGUCUCAUAUUUGAUGUUGAUAUUGGAGAUUUGUAUAAAAGUAUGAAUGUGAUAUGUCAUAAUAUAUUUUGUCAUUUGAUAAAUUAAAUGCUACUGUAAAACAUA
Messenger RNA from Mytilus trossulus (common blue mussel), 2054 nucleotides. Its product is annotated as WW domain-binding protein 4-like. Gene Ontology annotation, biological process: mRNA splicing, via spliceosome. Gene Ontology annotation, molecular function: RNA binding; protein binding; zinc ion binding. The transcript is spliced from 9 exons. Gene Ontology annotation, cellular component: nucleus; precatalytic spliceosome. The record is from RefSeq and is a predicted model, not a curated record. Lineage: Eukaryota; Metazoa; Mollusca; Bivalvia; Mytilida; Mytilidae. Bases 111 to 1178 code for a protein of 355 amino acids.